This is a messenger RNA of Protopterus annectens (West African lungfish), 414 nucleotides long. Its product is annotated as DNA methyltransferase 1-associated protein 1-like. Gene Ontology annotation, biological process: chromatin remodeling; DNA repair; negative regulation of transcription by RNA polymerase II. The record is from RefSeq and is a predicted model, not a curated record. The transcript is spliced from 2 exons. Gene Ontology annotation, cellular component: nucleus; Swr1 complex; NuA4 histone acetyltransferase complex. Lineage: Eukaryota; Metazoa; Chordata; Ceratodontiformes; Protopteridae. Gene Ontology annotation, molecular function: transcription corepressor activity. Bases 1 to 414 code for a protein of 137 amino acids.
AUGUGCUUCUCUCCCUUUGUGUUUCAGAUGAAGCUGCCAAGCUCGGUGGGACAGAAGAAGAUUAAAGCGCUGGAGCAGAUGCUGACAGAACUGGGAGUAGAUCUGAACCCCAUGCCAACAGAAGAAAUCGUGCAGAUGUUCAAUGAGCUGCGGAGUGACCAGGUAUUACUGUAUGAACUGAAACAAGCCUACGCCAGCUGUGAGUAUGAACUACAGAUGUUAAGACACCGCUACGAGGCUCUUGCAAAAGCUGGAGGUUUGGGGCCAGUAACAGGAGACUGGCCCAAUACAGAUGGACAGCUAGGAGUCAGUUUGGAUGAUCUGAAGAGUGAAGGAAAAGAUGCAAUCAUUGAUGUGGUGGGAGCGCCAUUGACUCCAAAUUCUGUAAGUAUAACUGAUCAACAGAACAUGUAG